AUGGUCAGAAAUGUAUCCGUGGGAGGGAACAGCACAUAUGUCAUCUUUAAUGACCUGGCCCCUGGAAGCCACUAUACUGCUUGGGUUGCAGCUAUUGCUGGGCCCCAUAAAGCAACAGCAAAAAGCAUCUCUGCCUGGACUUAUCCCAUGGCUCCAUCUAGUGGGAAUUUGUUGAAUCAAGGCAGUUCCUUCAUGCUUCAGGCUCACUGGCAAGAGACAGCUGGGACUGGUUAUGUGACAACGUUGUAUACCAUGAAGCCCCUUGUUAUGUUGCAAAACAGUUCAUUGCCUAAGCAGUCCUCCAUCCAACUUUAUGAAGGGUUAAGACCAGGCACUCAAUAUGCCUUGGAGAUCUGCACAGUUGCAGGCCCCCACAUUUCUCUACCGCUCCAUCUCAACAACUGGACAUAUCCUUUGCCUCCAGAGCACCUGAAACUCAGCAAUGAUGGUCAUAGAAUGAGGUCGCUCCAUGCUUCUUGGCAGAAUCCUUUUAAAAGCGGAGGCUUCUACAUAGGAGUUCUUCUGGAAACCAAGUCCCAAUUAGUGAUAAAAAAUUUGACCCUGGCAGAGGCUAAUAUCACCUUUGAAAUGCUCAUUCCAGGACGUCAAUACACUCUGAAGUUGGCCAGAGUGGCUGGAUCAUUUCAGUCUCAUUUUCAAAUAGUUAGUGACUGGACAUAUCCUUUGGUGCCAUCAGGAGUGACGCUGGCCAGUAGCAGGCGGUCCAGCAGCCUUUUUGCUUCUUGGGGCCAGCCUCUAGGUGACAGAGACCAGCUCUUCCUGCGAUUCUUCAGUCUGGAACAUCCGUUGCAGAGGAAUAUCACAAUUGGGCCAAGCAUGCUAAAUUUUACAUUUGAAGGUCUUCAACCUGGCAGUCAGUACUUACUGGAGGUUACAGCAAUGGCAGGACCAUACCAAGCUUCAUCUCAGGUGGUUUCUGCAUGGACAUAUCCUCUAUCUCUGGCAAAUGUGAGUGUGAAAGGAAGCCAGAAUCCCCAGCAAUUGAUUGUGAGCUGGAUUGAAUCAGGAAGAGGACGAGGAUAUUGGGUACAGCUCUAUUCGGAGGAAUCCCUGUCCAUUAUCCAGAAUGUGUCUGUACCACAUGGAACUACACAGGUGACUUUGGAUAAUCUGGUGCCAGGAACUCGGUAUCGUGUUGAAAUUGUCUCCAGAGCUGGACCUCACUACAUUUCUUCCCAAACAGCCAUUGGCUACACAGUGCCCUUGUUGCCACUAUCUCUGAAAGUGAUCAGUCACAGUUCUUCAGUGUUAUCUGUGCAAUGGAAGGCCCCAGCUGGGCAGAGAGAUGGUUAUAUGGUGUCUGUAUCUAAAGAGGGAUCUACAGAUACCAGUAAUCACAUGUUUGUGGGGAAAACCAGCACCAAUAUUACAAUUGUGGGGCUAGCCCCUGGAACCUGCUAUCUGAUUGCGGUGUGGUCACUGGCUGGACCCUACAGCUCUGCUUCUAGGAACAGCUCAGCUUGCACAGCCCCUGCUGCUCCUAUGAACCUGAUUCUGAAAAAUAUGGGCAAUUCAUCUGUACUAUACACAUCUUGGACUGAACCUCCAGGAGGACGAGACCACUAUAGGAUGAUCCUGUAUAGCCUGGAUCCUCCAGGCAUGAAGAGAGUUCGUGUCAUUGGCCCAGGGGUCCAGGAUUUCCUUUGGACAGGUUUGCCAGCAGGAGGCCAUUUUGCUGUGCAGGUUAUUUCAGUGAAAGGACAUGCUGAGGCCUCCUCCACCAUUGCUGCUGAGUGGACAUUUCCUCUGCCAGCUUCCUCUGUGCAAGUCUGGAAUGGAGGAUACCCAAACAGGCUGCAUGUGACUUGGGCACCAGCUUCUGGAAGACUGGAUGGCUACGAACUGAAACUGUACUAUGCAGGAUCCAGCACUUUAGCAACACAAGCACAUCUAGGAAAGGAUGCCACUGAUUUUACUUACUCAGGUCCUCUACCUCCUCGCAAGGUGCUUCUGUCAAAUAAAGGGCACACUGACAAGCUGAGUGCUACCUGGGAACCUCCUGCAGGAGAUCAAAGUGGCUAUGUACUUACACUCUUUAAUGCUGCAUUGGGCACUGUGGUAGCCAAGGUAUCUGUAGAAAAGGACAUUACUAAUUUCACUUUUGGAAGGCUCAUCCCAGGAAGUAAAUACUUGCUGGAAGUUGCUUCUAUAGCAGGGCCAUAUCGGAUAUCAUCAGGGAACACCAGUGACUGGACAUACCCAUUGAUUCCAAGGAAGCUGUCUGUAAAGGCUGAGAAGGGAAAUCCUGCAUUGUCUGUGGCCUGGGCAAAACCUGUCAGCAAACCUGAGCGCUGCCAGCUGCAGCUGUGGCAUCCAGAAAAUAGCACCUUGUUACAGCAUCAUACCUUGACUCAGUGGCAAGUCCGGCAUAUUUUUCAGGGACUAGUUCCAGGGAGAAAUUAUUCUGUAUCCCUCACCUGUGUUGCUGGACCAUAUAAGAACAGUUCUGAAAUGAUAGUUAUGCCAAUAGAACCUAGUCAUGUGAAGAACCUGCAAUGUCUACCGGACACCACCAGUAUGUUUCUAAACUGGACCAUCAUUGAGAAUGACAUUAAAUCUUAUGAGCUGACUGUGAAUACAUUUCCAAAGGGAGUCCUCCAACAACCUGUACUAGCUUUGGUUGUUUCCCAAACUAAUGUUACUCUGGUAGAGCUGACUACAAAUACCUCCUAUCAAAUCCAAGUUAAUGCUGUUGGCAGGAAUGACAUAAAGGGCCCAUCUGUGACAAUAGUGUGCAACACAUCUGUGGAAGUUCUUCCACCUCCUGUGAGAAUGGACCUUCCCCAGUUUGAUGCCAGUUCCAGAAUCAUCAUUUCUCCUGAUAUGUUCAGUGAAGAAAAUGGUCUCAUAGAGUAUUAUGGAAUUGUUGUCACCACCAAUGAGUCUUUACUGAGGCCUACUCAAGAAAUCAUUUCCCACACGUGGUAUGACCACUAUUAUGGGCAGGAAGACUCAUAUUUGGCUGUGCUGCUGCCAAACCCAUUUCAUCUUAAUGAGAGCACCAGCCUCAAGGCUUGGCCAGUGCCUGUGGGUGCAGAAGAUUGCAGCAACUCCCGAGCAACUUGUAAUGGAAUGCUGAAAACAAAUACACAGUACAGGUUCAGUAUUGCUGCAUUCACUAGAUAUAGCCAACAGACUCCAAAAGUGUCCUUCACAGCAUUCUCAGCAGCAGCUGCUUCAGCAGAUUCUGCAACUUUGCCUGCCCCAGUUGUGGCUGGAAUCAUUAUGGGAUUCCUUGUGACAGUCACAGCCAUUUCUGUAUGGAUUUAUUGGAAACAUUUACGAACAAGAAGGAAUACCCAUCGGCCAAUCCCUCUGCAAAGUUUUAGACAAUAUUAUGAGACAAGGACAGCAAACUCAAAUAAUGGGUUCUUUCAGGAUUUUGAGGAGCUGAAAGAAGUUGGAAAGGAACAGCCAAAGACAGAAGCUGAAGUUCCAGCCAAUGCCAUCAAGAAUCGAUAUCCUCAUGUUCUACCAUAUGACUAUUCUCGAGUGAAGCUGAGCCUGCUGGAUGGACAACCCCAUUCUGAUUAUAUCAAUGCCAACUUUGUGCCAGGUUUUAACUCCCCACAGGAGUUCAUUGCUACCCAAGGACCUUUGAAAAAAACUCUGGAUGAUUUUUGGAGACUGGUAUGGGAGCAGAACAUCUGUACUAUUGUGAUGUUGACAGUGGGCAUGGAGAAUGGACGGGUAUUAUGUGAAUACUACUGGCCAACAGACAUCUCUCCUGUCUCUUCUGGAGAAAUUAGCAUUCAUCUGCUUGCUCAGAAUUUUGCUGAUGAGUGGACAACACGGGAAUUUAAAUUGCAGCAUAAAGGACUAAAUAUGGAACGAAGACUGAGUCACUUACACUACACAGCAUGGCCUAAUCAUGGUGUUCCUGAGUCUACCAUCUCCAUGAUUGCUUUCAUAGAGCUGGUACGAGCACACAUGCAGAGUGUAAAUGAAUGUGGACCUAUCCUGGUGCAUGGUAGUGCAGGAGUGGGCCGCACAGGCACCUUCAUUGCCCUUGAUCGGCUCCUACAGCAGUUAAAGCAUGAGAAGCUGGUUGAUAUCUUCAAUACCGUUUACAGUCUUCGAAUGAAUCGGCAUUGCAUGAUAGAGACGCUGGGGCAAUACAUUUUCCUGCAUAGCUGCAUCCUAGAGAAGAUCUCUGAAGAUCCACUCAUUGGCCUGUCAGAGAUCUCUCAUCCAGUCUCUCUCAAAAGUUUUGCUCAGCAUCAUGCAAAAAACUGUUCUCAGUCCAAUGCUGGCUUCCUAAAGGAAUAUGAGAUGCUCUUGGAAGUUGCAAAAGAGGAAAUAAAUUCUGCCAUACCACCCUCUGUCAAUCAGCAAAUCAAUCUCGGCUCCAGCAAGAUUCCAUAUGAUCGCUCUAAAGUGAAGUUUUUACCACUGGAUCGAGAUCCAUUCUCAGAUCUUGCACAUGUCUGGUUUAUCCCUGGCUGCAAUUCAGCCAAGGACUAUAUUGCUAUAGAUGGACCUGACAAGCUGGCCCUGGAGGAAUUCUGGGGACUAGUCUGGGAACGUGGUGUCCAUACUAUCAUCACUUUACUACCUAAGCAGAUGAAUAGUCCGGCUCCAGAUAAGUCAUGCUGGCCAUCAGAGGGUGAACCUGUCUGCACAGAGAUGCUCACCAUACAGCAAGGGCCUGAAAAGAUUAUUUCAGGAUGGCCUUGUGUUCAGCUCAGACUAAAAUAUGUACGUGAAUUGGUUGGGAGGGGAAAGUGAACUGUCAUGGAAACACGAACACCAAGGCACAGAGAGGGCUUGCUGGCACAGCAUGUGGAAGUUUAAAAUGAGCUUGACUAGAGAUGCUUGUGAAUUAACUAAAUUUCAGAGGCUGAAGAUGUCAACUUCCCUCUUUCCAGUUUGUGGCUCAUGGUGGUAAAUGGACAUGUUUUUAUUCUUCAGACAGCACUUCAUUGUAUUUGGAAUUGCCAGUCAAGGCAAAGCUAGGAAGAUAAUGUGGGAGAUGUUAUAUUUUCUUUGAAGGAGCUCAAGUGUUUUUUUUUCUUGGAGGAAUUAAGUGGAUCUGCUCAUACUUAGAAACUAAUUACUGUUUUAAGUGAAGAACACCCCUUCCCCAAGAUCUAAUAACAUUCUGGAUUUUGGGUUCUUUUUAUUGUUUUUACAUGCUUAGACUCUUGAAGCUUGGUUUUAUUGUAUGUGAUUUGCAUACCUUUGUCUUGUGAAUAUAUAUGCAUACACACACACACACAUAAAUAUUAUAUACACAACAGACAGAACUACAAGUUCUGAUUAUGUUUAAUGCUGGUUGGAGAUAGAGAAGUAAAAGCCCCAAUAGCAGUUGUUUCCAUGUGAAGGGAAAGUGAAAGUAAAUGGAAUCCUGUAGAAUUAGUCAAAUCCUGAUUCUCCUUAUGGUGAUGAACGUGCACUGUCUCUAUUUCUUUUGAACUCACAAUGUGCUUAUAGCUUACUCCUUCUCAGUGUACAUAGGUUUAUGAGUUACACUGAAUUUUUAAUUCAUGAGCUGUGCUUUUGCUGAUGAUGUUUUCAUUACUUUGUCAGGAGAAAAAAGCAAAGGAAAGACUGUUGCAACAGUUUCGAUUUCCUUUGGGGGAAGGAGAAGAUUUGCCAGAUCCUGAGGUUCUGGUGGGCUUUCUCACUGUUGUCAGACAGCUAGUGCCGUACCGGAAGAGGACCAGCCCUUUAGUUCUGCAUUGCAGGUAAGAGCCCAAAUCCCAUCCUGGGUCAAGGGUAUCUUUCUUGGGUAUCAGUCUUGGAUUGGUAAAUACCAAAUACUCAGUGUUGUCUGGAUUGGUUGUCAGUAUACAGCAAUUAUAUGGCAACCUCUCACUACUACUUCU
Messenger RNA from Protobothrops mucrosquamatus (brown spotted pit viper), 5849 nucleotides. RefSeq names its product receptor-type tyrosine-protein phosphatase V-like. NCBI's taxonomy places the organism in Eukaryota, Metazoa, Chordata, Lepidosauria, Squamata, Viperidae. The coding region runs from base 1 to 4749 and encodes 1582 amino acids. Gene Ontology annotation, molecular function: protein tyrosine phosphatase activity; cadherin binding. The transcript has 28 exons. The record is from RefSeq and is a predicted model, not a curated record. Gene Ontology annotation, biological process: angiogenesis; protein dephosphorylation.